UAUAAUCAAUUAUUUAUUCAGAUUGCAUACGAUCCAUCUAAUUUGUUUGUUUAGGAGAAUAUGAAUUUAAAGAUGUCUGUAGUUGAACGUGAGAUUUGUCAAGGGAUUGCUGGACAUGAAGACAGUAAAUCUCAUUGUCUCACCUUCUCCCGGGUUAUCAAGAAUAUCAGUUUUGCCGAGGGGUCCAGAGCACACCAUUUUCUAGAUAUAGGUGCUGAAGGGAAUCCAGAAAGAAUAGCAGCUGAUUAUAUAACCCAACUCAGGGAUACUACUCUUCCCAAUAUUCUGUAUUCAAAAAAUAUUUUUAGGUAUGAACUAGACUGGAUCGGAACUAGUGGUAUAAGUGCUGAGACCCAUCAACCUUAUCUAAAUCAGUUUGUCAAGGAUCUAUACAGAGGGGUCGUCAAGCAGAUUGAGAGAGGAAUAACAAAACUAGAUAACACAGAACAGGGUGUGUUAACUAAAGAACUUCAGACUCAUUUAUGGAAACUAAAGAACUCUUUGUUGUGGAGUGUUCCUAGAGAAACAGAAUUGGAUAAUAUCAAGAAAUAUAUUACAGGUGACUCUGGAUCUAGUAUGGUUGUGUAUGGUGCAUCUGGAAGUGGAAAAACAUAUCUUGUUUCUCAAGCAGUUCAUGGAGUUAAGAACUGGAUUGGAUGUGAUAGACCUCUAAUAAUGGUUCGAAUAUUGGGUAUAUCUCCUUUAAGCAGUUCAGUGAAAAACCUGCUAACAACCCUGUGCAAGCAGAUAUCAUACAAUUUUGAUCUGUCCUACGACGACAUACCACAGGAAAUCAUCCCGCUGAAAACUUAUUUUAAAAGCCUUCUCAACUAUGCUUCAGUGAGAAAUCCUAUAAUUAUAUUUCUCGACUCCUUUGAAACCCUGUUCAUUGAUGAGCAUAACAACGGUGCCUCCUGGAUACCUAAUCCUUUGCCAAAAUAUUGUAAAAUUAUAAUUUCGUUCCUUCAAGAGGAAAACAACGGAGCUAGAGCUAAAGAAGAACAAAAGUUUAUUACUGCAUUAGGGGCUGCUGGGGAAAAUAUUCUCCAUAUCAGUAAUUUUUCCGAUAAUUUCCCAGAAAUCCUGUUCCAAAAAUGGAACGAAAUAGCGAGGAAGAAACUAUCUAAUUAUCAGUGGCGCGUAGUAAUGAAUGCUGCAGCUUCGUGCCCCACCCCUCUCUUCUGUAAGAUCGCCUUUGCUGAAGUGUUAAAGUGGCGAAGUUACACUCCGAAGGAGAAUACUUUCAUCUGUAGUACAGUUCCCACUAGUAUAGCACAGCUAUUUACUUCUUUAGAGACCAAGUACAAUUGUACCCUAGUAGAGCACUCCUUGGCAUAUAUAUCAGCUGCUAAAUAUGGAUUAUCUGAAUCAGAACUAGAAGAUAUUCUAUCUUUAGAUGAUAUUGUGCUCAAUAGUAUUUAUGCACACCAGAUACCUGCAAACCGACGUCUUCCAACAAUAUUAUGGUUAAAAAUCAGGCGAGAUCUUGGAGAAUUCCUCUCCGAGUUUCUAGCAGAUGGAGUUUGUGUCUUAAAUUGGGCGCACAAGCCCUUUAAGGAUGCUGCUCUGAACAGAUACUUUAAAUAUCCCAAGGUUGUGAACCACUACUACAACAUGUUAUCUGAUUUCUUUCUUGGAACAUGGAGCUUAGGAAAGAAAAAACCUUUCCCCUACACUCAAGUUCAAAGACAAAGGCUUUUUAUUAAAGAACAAUCGUCCGAAGCAGACAGAAGAGUUUCUCCUCAGCCGUUAUUUUAUACCAACCUGGACGGAGUUAUUUCAAGAUUCAAUCUUAGAAAAUUCUCCGAGCUACCUCAUCACUUGAUAAAAGCAAAAAGGUUUGAGGAUUUGUUCACUCAAGUGCUUUUUAAUUAUGAGUGGCUUCAUGGCAAACUAUCAGCGUUCCCCUUAGAGUUUCUUUUAUCAGAUUUCCAGGAUACUCUAGAUGCUCUAGAAGAUGCUGAUUCUAAAAGGCAGGUUCUGCUUGUAGCUGAUGCCCUCAAGUUGGGGGGAAAUAUAUUAUCCAAGAUUCCUGACAACCUUGCCUCCCAGCUUAUCGGAAGAUUACUGCCUGAAAUAUGGAACUUCCCUGACAUUAAGGAGUUGAUUAGACAAUGUGACAAGAUUAGCCCGCUUCACAAUGCUCUAGUUCCAAUCCGGCAUUGUCUUCUAUCCCCCGGGGGUCCUAUGAAGUUUUCUCUUGAAGGACAUCAGUUUGCAAUCUUUGGAUAUUCUCUUACAUCAGACUGCAGAUAUGUAAUCUCUGUGUCAAACAAGUUUCUAACCUGGGAUCUGGGAUCCAGUGAGGUCUGUAGGGAUGUGGAUCCACAUAUUGAGGGAUUAAUGCUUGGUCUUGCUCUCAGUAAAGACAACAGAUAUGCUGCUGCUUAUACAAGUAUUAAUCAGGUUGUUGUAUUAGAUGUAAUGCUCGGACAGUGUAUGAUAAUAGAAGGACCAUUAGACCGGUCUGAUGAGAUAGUUGGACUGUUUAUAGUAGAGAAUACUAUUGUAGUUUACAACAGCCAUUACUGGAGGAGAUUCAGUUUAAAGGGAAAGAGUAUUGAAGAAGAAUAUUUUGCUGUUGCUCUGCCUCAGAUUCUAGAGAUGAUAUUCCUGGAUGUAGAACAUUAUAUUGCAGUUUUCUGGUCGGGAGAUGAGGAAUUCAUUGAUAGGAAUCCUUUUUAAAAGUUUGAUUUUUUUCUUACUUAUGUCUUUUUUCAUUCUUAAU
This is a messenger RNA of Eurytemora carolleeae, 2728 nucleotides long. Its product is annotated as NACHT and WD repeat domain-containing protein 2. The record is from RefSeq and is a predicted model, not a curated record. Lineage: Eukaryota; Metazoa; Arthropoda; Copepoda; Calanoida; Temoridae. Bases 61 to 2685 code for a protein of 874 amino acids. The transcript is spliced from 16 exons.